UUGUCCAGAGAGAGGAAAACAUUUCCAAAGUUUCCAAUUUUGUGUCGAGGCUACAAGGGCAUUCUGAUGGGGAGUCUUCCAGGAGCGUCUCUCCUUCUUCUGGUGUUUACUGUGCCUCUCCUGAUUGGUCCCAGUGUCCAGGCCGGGAAAAUUAUGGUGUUUCCAGUGGAUGGCAGCCACUGGGUGAACAUGAACCUGCUGAUCCAGAACCUUCAUGAUAAGGGCCACGAGGUGACUGUGGUCCGAACUGCCACCAGCUGGUACAUCAAAGAGUCAGCACCACAUUACCGCUCCAUCACUGUAACACUACCACAAGCCAUAGCCAUUGAGAAGGAGGACUUCUUUGUGAAGUUCCUAAUCAAGAUGCUGGAAAUUAAGAGGGAAGAAUCUUUGACAGGCUUUGUCAAGUUUUACUGGGAGAUGCUGAAUGCAUUGUCAGACAUUCACAAACAGGCCAGCUUAUUAGGAGUUGAAAUAUUAGAGAACAAGACUCUUAUGCAGAGUAUUCGGGACAAUCAGUUUGACGUUGUUCUGAUUGACCCAGGUUUGCCUGUAGGAGUUCUGGUGGCUCAUGAACUGAAGCUGCCAACAGUUUAUAAUGUGAGAUGGAUCACCAGUGGAGAGGGACAUUUUGUUGUGGCUCCGUCUCCAACCUCAUAUGUUCCAACUUCUGCACACCCUGUGACCGACAAGAUGAAUUUCAUCCAAAGAUUCAAAAAUGCGCUGUUCUAUUUCCUAAACACAUGCAUUGACAAACUCGUUGUUUGCCCUCACUAUGAUAGACUGGUGCACAAGUACUUUGGUCCAGAUGUAAAGUUCUAUCACCUUCUUCAGAGCGCAGACAUCUGGCUAAUGAGAGUAGACUUUGUCUUUGAAUUUCCCAGGCCGACCAUGCCAAACAUUGCCUACAUUGGUGGAUUUCAGUGCAAGCCCUCUGAACCUCUAUCCAAUGAGCUGGAGCAGUUUGUUCAGAGUUCAGGGGAGCACGGUGUCCUCCUAAUGUCUCUGGGUACACUGGUUCAAGGUUUGCCAUCAGAAAUCACAUCAGAAAUAGCUGCAGCUUUUGCUCAGCUUCCUCAGAAAGUCAUAUGGAGGCAUGUGGGCGAACGACCCAGCAAUUUGGGCAAUAAUACCCUGCUAGUGAAGUGGAUGCCGCAGAACGACUUGCUGGGUCAUCCAAAGAUCAAAGCCUUCGUGGCCCAUGGUGGCACUAACGGUAUUUAUGAGUCCAUCUACCAUGGUGUCCCCAUCAUCGGUAUCCCCCUUCUUUUUGACCAGUUUGAAAACGUCCUGAGACUGGAAGCACGAGGAGCAGCGAGGGUGGUUGAUGCAGCUAAGCUCACCCGACAGAAUUUCCUGGAAGCAGUGCAGGAUGUUCUUAACAAUCCCUCCUACAGAGAGAACAUGAAACGCCUGUCAGCUCUCCAUCGGGAUAAGCCAAUGCAUCCUUUGGACACUGCAGUGUACUGGAUCGAGUUUGUCAUGAGGCACAAAGGAGCUGCACAUUUACGAACAGAGUCUUACAGGAUGCCCUGGUAUUCAUAUUAUUCUGUGGAUGUCUUUGUGUUUUUGUUGGCCAUUUUAUUGAUAUUGACAGCAUCUGUAGUAGGUUUUGUACAAUUUAUUUGCCUUCCAAUAUGCAGAAAGAGAAAAUCAAAGCAAGAGUAAUUAUUUUGUUACAGUUAAAUGGAAACGGUAAUUUAAAAAAAUAAGUAAUCAUUUUUGGAUUAAUAUAGAUUGUUAAAAUACUCUAUGUAUGCGCAGGACAGGGAGUAACCGAAAAUAGAUUUAACAAUGCCAUUUUAUUUAUUGUUUAAUGAAGGGGAAAAGAAUGUGCAACUGUUUAUGCCCCCCAAAUUUUUGCAACAUUACAUUUCCUGGAAACAGAUUGAUCAGAAGUUGACAAUCUCAAGGAAGUCACCACAAGGUCAGACUGGGAAAUAUAUUUUAAAAACUAGAAACACUCAAAAGCUCCACCUUUAAGGCUUCAAAUAGUUUUCUGAUGUUAAAUAAAACAACGGAACAAAAACACUGGAUGGUUUAUUGAUCGGCUGAGGAAAAACGUAUCCUUGAAACAGAUUAUUUGAAAAAAAUAACCCAGGUUUGGGAAAUAACAAGUUAAAUCCAGCCCUGUCUGAUGAAAUGGGUGAAAAUGCCUCCAGAAGGGUACUAAUUAAGUCUGGAAAAAUUACUGAAAAUGGUUGUCUUAAGAAUGUUUUAUUUUUAUUUUCAUCUUUCUUUGAUAAUGACAUUGUGGAAUUUUCUAUUUUUUUCAGUUAACAGUUUGGUUAUUUCACUAUAUUCUGAUUUGCAAACACCUAAAAGUGAUUGAGUUUGUGUUUGCAGCAUUCAAAAUUCCAGAGCCAGAAUUGUAGUUUUCUAUGAGGGUUUUACUGCAUAUGCUUUUAAGAGGUGUGAUCAAAGAUUUAACUUAAAUCCAAUGUCCCCAGCUGUAACAAAUAGAAGAGCAGACGUUUAUGACUGAGUGAGAAAGAGCAAAACAUGGAUAAAACUUACUAGACUAGAGAAUGAUGUCAACAAUCCCAUUAAAAAAUAAUUACAGCAAGUAAAGCCAAAAACAACAAAAAACAGUAAUAAGAAAGAGAAAUAGAUCAGAAAACAUCUGGCAAAAGUUUGACCAACCCAGUAAGUAUGGCAAACCCCUAACAGCAAAAAUAACUGUGCAAAUGUGCAAAGACCCAAACAGAAAAACUAAUAAGAUGCUUCAGGAAAAAAAAAAAAACAUUCUUAAAGACAUAGUGGAGGAUGUUCUUUUUCUCCACUAUGUCAAAAUAAGUGGUCGAUCUAAUUGUCAAUCAUUCUGGUGAUAUGUUUAUAUAAGGCCAUCUGAUGUACUUGUCCGUGCUUGUGAGUUUGACAUAGUAGGAAAAAUUGCAAAUUUGGAAAGUAGGCUUGUAUGAGCGAUGCAAACGGCGACGUUAAAACAGAGCGUGCAAGGAGUAAUGGACUGGUGCAAGCUCUCGCAAGUGUUAAAUAGGUGUUACCUCUUGAGAGAGGAUACAAGGUUGUGCAUGUGCAUUUUUUAUUAAAGUGGAGAGGGCACUCUUUUCAAAAAUUCAUGAAAAUCCUCCCCUAUACCUUUAAGCUCCAUAUAAAAACCUAAAAAAAAAAAUCACUUUGAAAAGUAAUAAGAAACAGUUAAAGUGCACAGAAAAAUAAACAUAAAGGUAGAUCAAUAGACUCAACAGAACCCCAAAUGUACAACUUGAUUGUAUGUGAUUUCAAUCCUAUCUAAAAAUCAGCCAAACCAUCUGUUAAAGAAGCCAAUAAAACUGCAAAAUAUUAAGUGAUUUAAAAAAAAAAGGAUUAGGCGGCCUUUCCUUGGAGGUUUUUUUUUUUGCAUGAUAAUGACUCUCACUGUGGUCCUCUGGUGUCGCAAACCUAUAGAUUUUAGACUGCAUAAUUAACUCAUGCUCUUCAAGUUUUUAUAUCCAAAUGUGUUGUUUUAUGCCUGCUUACAUCAUUUUGUCAGAAAGGCUCCUAUAUGAGUGAUUUUUUAACCCUGCCAGUGAGUAACUAGUAAACUUGAGCUCUGCUUUGAAAAAAAAAAAAAAAA
Messenger RNA from Cyprinodon tularosa, 3577 nucleotides. Its product is annotated as UDP-glucuronosyltransferase 2C1-like. The coding region runs from base 67 to 1668 and encodes 533 amino acids. The transcript has 2 exons. The record is from RefSeq and is a predicted model, not a curated record. Gene Ontology annotation, molecular function: UDP-glycosyltransferase activity. Lineage: Eukaryota; Metazoa; Chordata; Actinopteri; Cyprinodontiformes; Cyprinodontidae.